Molecule: messenger RNA, 2955 nt
Organism: Cornus florida
Lineage: Eukaryota; Viridiplantae; Streptophyta; Magnoliopsida; Cornales; Cornaceae
Product: 65-kDa microtubule-associated protein 6-like
Exons: 12
Coding region: 732-2528 (598 amino acids)
Biological process (GO): microtubule cytoskeleton organization
Cellular component (GO): cytoplasm; spindle
Molecular function (GO): microtubule binding
Source: RefSeq, a predicted model, not a curated record
UUUAUGUGUGUAUACUGUAUAGUUUGUUCACUGUGAUUUCAUUUCACUGCCGUUGAAGCGUCACUCAAGUCCACUUCCUAGAGAGAGAAACUAGGAAUAGGUGCUAAUUGUAUGCAGAUCCGUUCUUGUAAUCUUGAGAUUGGUGAAUUUUAGCCCAAACCCAAAACCCUAAAAGCACUUCUCUUUCUCUCUCUCUCUCUGUCCGAGAGUGUAGUUGGUAUCCUUUGUUGGCCCUGUUGUUCUGUUAAUUUUGGCUUAUUCGUACCUAAUUUUCUCUCUUAUCCGCUUUCCGUUUUGCUUCCGACAAUAGACCCUUUUGUUUUUGUUUCGCUAAAUUUUGUUUUCGGAAAACAAAAACAGAUUUUGGGUAAUGGAGGUUGGUUUUGAGCUUUAAGAAAGCUUCAGAUCUGACGAAGAAGAGGGUUGGUUUGGUUUGGUCUGGUCUGGCUGUCACAAGAGAUGUUGACACGCGAAUGCUGCUUAUUAUUAUCAUUGAUGGUCUCGUCUUUUUUGACUUAAAACCCCCCCUUCCAACAACUUUAACUCUGUUCUCAGAUAAACUCUCUCUCUCUCUACCCUUUUGGUUGUGAAGGCUUUUUGGGUUCUUCUCUGUUUCUUGAGAGAAGUGUAGUUGAAAUCUUUUGCUUUCUUGGGGGUGUUGGUGGAAAAGGGACAGAGGGUCAACGUCUUCUUGGGGGGUUUAGAGAGAAAUUAAAGAGAAAUAGGUAGCAAUGUUUGGGAUGGGGAGUCCUAACAGUGACCGUACGACCACUACUUGCAAUGCUUUACUCACAGAACUUCAGCAAAUAUGGAAUGACAUUGGCGAGAGUGAAGGAGAUAAAGAUCGUAUGUUGUGGGAGCUAGAGAAAGAGUGCUUGGAAGUUUACCGGAGAAAGGUUGAUGAGGCUGCCAAUGCUAAGGCACGGCUUCAUCAGUCUCUUGCAGCAAAGGAAGCGGAGCUUGCAACCCUAAUGGCUGCUCUUGGGGAACUUAAUCUUCAGUCACCGAUCACAAGAGAGAGGAGAACAACACCACUGAAGGAGCAACUUGCAUUGGUCACACCACUGGUGGAAGACUUGAAACUAAAGAAAGAAGAACGAAUUAAGCAAUUUGUAGAGAUAAAAGCACAAAUUGAAAAGAUUACUGGCGAGAUAUCAGGAUACAGUCAUCUCAUCAAUGCUGUGGCUUCUUCAAAUCUGGAAGAACAAGACUUGUCAGUGAGAAAGCUUACUGAAUUCCAAACACAUCUUCAUAAUCUUCAAAAGGAGAAGUCUGAACGGCUCCAUAAAAUUUUGGAGUGUGUGAACGAGGUGCAUUCCUUAUGUGGUUUGCUUGGGUUGGAUUUUGGCAAGACUGUGAGUGAUGUGCAUCCAAGCUUGCAAGGGACAAACCUAGAACAGUCCACAAACAUCAGUGACAGCACUUUGGAAGGUCUGGAACAGGCCAUUCGAAGGUUGAAGACAGAGAGAAAAGUUCGAUUUCAAAAGCUGAAAGAUAUUGUGGCUUCACUAUUUGAACUUUGGAAUUUGAUGGACUCCACCAAAGAAGAUAGGAGUAACUUUUCAAGGAUUACUUCCAUUAGUGGAUCAUCAGAGUUGGAAAUUGUGGAACCAGGCACUCUUUCAAUAGAUAUUCUCGAACAGGCAUCAGCAGAAGUGGAUAGGCUCACUAAACUGAAAGCAAGCAGAAUGAAGGAACUGGUUAUGAAAAAGAGGUCAGAAUUGGAGGAUAUAUGCCAUAAGACCCAUAUUGAACCUGAUCCAAGCACAGCUGCUGAAAAAUCCAGUGCAAUGAUAGAUUCUGGUCUUGUGGAUCCUUGCGAACUUCUGGCGAACAUUGAAGCACAAAUAAUCAAAACAAAAGCCGAAGCUUUAAGUCGGAACGAAAUUAUGGAUAGGAUAGAGCGAUGGCUUUCUGCCUCUGAUGAGGAAAAUUGGCUUGAAGACUAUAAUCAGGAUGAGAACCGGUACAGUGCUGGAAGAGGUGCUCACAUAAACCUAAAGCGUGCAGAACGGGCUCGAGUUACUGUAAAUAAGAUUCCAGCAAUGGUUGACAAUUUAAUAAAUAAGACACUAGCAUGGGAAUCCGAGAAAAAGAAGCUGUUUCUUUACGAUGGGGUUCGGUUGGUAUCAAUACUGGAGGAUUUCAAAGUAACCAGACAACAGAAAGAAGAGGCGAAGAAGCGAUACAAGGACCAAAAGAAGCUCCAAGACCUGCUGCUUACAGAGAAGGAAGCCAUGUAUGGUUCUAAACCUAGUCCAAGAAAAGGCAAUAGCUUUAGGAAGGUGAAUGGAUAUCAUCUGAGUAGAAAUGGAUCCAUGCCUCCCACACCCCGCCGGAACUCAAUUGGCAGUCCAACUCCGGAGCUUCGAACGCCGCGAUCAUAUUCUGGGCGACAAAAUGGGUAUUUCAAGGAAAUGAGAAGACUGUCAACUGCACCACUGAACUUCGUUGCUAUAACAAAAGAAGAUGCCAUGUCCUCCUCAUCUGUUUGUGGUUCUGAACCGGAGUCUCCUCCUCAAGGCUGAAGUUGAAUUGGAAGAAGCAACUUCUUAUGAUCCCAACGACUGUACACUGGUUAGGAUAGCAGAAACAUUGUGAAUACGGAAUGUACACUUGUAUUGCGGUUGGCAUAUUUUAGAAUGAACUGUGGUAACUGACCAAGGAUCAUGCACUUGGUGUUAAUCAUGUUUGAAGAAAAGCAGAUGCUGGAAGCGGUGGCAUUGAUAGAUUGUAGUUGGGCUAUACUAGUUAACUUUACGUCGUGUGUGUUGAAAUAGAUGCUAGUGACAAUGUAUGUUUCGGAUUUUGCUUGUCUACUGCUUCUUCGUGUGUGUAUAUAUGUAAUUCAGUGUGAGGCCAUCAUUUUACGUAGUAAACUUCUUUCCUUUAAAGUGCUGGUUGUAGGAUGUUUGAAUGGAAAGAGAAGUUUUAUGUCUUCCAGGUUGUUUAUAA